CGUUUUUCUCGUUUCAGAAGCAUCGCGCCUCGAUUUAAAACGAAUACACCAAAUACUUCUAGCCUAUUAUCGCAUCCUUCAAGCUAACCGCGAACUUCCACAUCAACUCUACUGGCCCUUAACACCUCUACGUCAAAUAGCAUCCGAAAGCACCUUGGACGCCGCGUCACGUCUUUUGGCCAUCAGGUGUUAUGCUCUCCAAAGUGGGAUGGGAGAAGCCGAGCGCGAGAAGUGGGAGACGGCGACACUAGGUGAACUGUACACUGUGGACUGUACACUCGGCUACGGGGACGCCUUGGAUGGCUCCCACUUGACAAUAGAUGGCUGGCUCAUGCCAAUCACAGAAUUAGAACGCGUCCGGUCAGCUAGAAACGCCAUUGCGAUUGAGUCGCAAGAUUUCUAUUGCUCUGAUACAGAAAUCGUUCAAGAACAGAUACAACUCUCUGACUUAUGUCCGCUCGUCGUGAAUUUACACGGAGUUCUAUUAGUGCGAUCUUCUGUAACUGAGAACAUAUCAUCUCCUCUCAUUCCUACGCCGACAGCAGUAAAGGCUCUCCGAUCACUUGCCCUGCAUCUCACAACACGCUUGCCAGUACUCGUUACCUCUGCCCCAUCAUCCGGGAAGACGUUGCUUCUUUCUCAUCUUGCGGAAACUCUCUUUCCUCAUGUCCAAAACCAGUUAGUCUUCAUUCACCUUGCAGACACAUCACUCGAUCCUCGCUCUCUCCUUGGUUCACACGUCUCGUCACGAACUCAGCCAGGAACUUUCGAAUGGAAGGAAGGUAUACUAGUUCGAGCAAUGCGGGAAGGAAAGUGGGUUGUGUUCAAGGACAUCGACCGAGGCAGUAAUGAGGUCCUAGCUUUGAUCAAGCCGUUGAUUGAGAGCCUUGGAUUGGAUAAAUGGAUAGGAGGACGUGCAUCAUUAGAAGUCGUAGGUCGAGGCGAAGUGGUGGCUGCAGAUACAUUCGCAAUCUUCGCAACCCGCUCUGCUUUACCUUCUCGAAAUGGUACCUUCGCUACCCCUACAUUCUAUGGAGCCCAUAAGCUGCACGAGGUUGUCGUCGCGUCGCCUACAACAGAAGAAUUAACGUUGAUUGUCCAAUCGCGUUACCCUCGUUUAUCAAGUCAAGCCACGAGUGGCCUGAUCCGCCUUUGGCAAGCAGUCAGGGAACUCGGAACCACAGUGUCCGCAAGGGAUGUCGGUCUACGGGAACUGGAGAAGUUUUGUGUACGGGCGGAGCAGCUUAUAUCGUCCUAUCCGGCCGAUGGCUCUUCCACGUCCGAUGAGGACCUCCCAUUAUAUUCCAUCUUCCCGAACACUUCACUCCGCGAAGAGAUAUUUCUUGCAGCCCGGGACGUGUUCUUCGGUUCCGGUGUAACUGCUUCUGCCAGAGCCCACACAGGAUUGAUUGCUCACACUGUCGGCUCACAACUAGGGUUGGAACAGGAACGCCAAGAGUGGCUACUUUCGCGAUGGAUGCCCGAUUUCGACGUAGAGACAGACAGGGAUGGUCGGCGCACCGCUCUUCGUGUCGGUCGCACUCGAUUACUGGCGAAACCGAUGAAGCGUGAAAUUACAUCUUCUACCCCUCGGCCGUUCGCUGUGCAUCGCCCAGCUAUUCUUCUCAUGUCCCGUAUUGUGAACGCUAUCGCUCUCAACGAACCUGUGCUCCUUACCGGAGAGACAGGCACUGGGAAGACUAGUGUCAUAACUCAUCUGGCCCAUAUUUUACAUCAACCUCUCAUUUCCCUCAAUCUAUCUAACCAAACGGAAUCAUCUGACUUGAUUGGUGGGUUCCGGCCCUUGGAUGCGCGGGUACCUGCCUUAUCUUUACAGUCAAAAUUUCUGGAUCUGUUCGGAGAGACGUUCAGCCGUAGAAGGAAUGAAAGAUUUGAGGCGGACGUGCGGAAAUCUGUUGCACAAGGGAAAUGGAAAAGAGCUGUGGGGCUAUGGAGGGAAAGCGUGAAAUUGGCAAAAGAUAGGAUAAUGAAAAAGCAGAGUAGUGAUCUGGAACUUCAAGAAAACGGCGUAAAGUAGAUUCAUCUUCGUUGGGUGCUUCGAAAGCUAAAUGGGACGCCUUUGAGCGCGAUGUUGAAGAGUUCAGUGUGCAGUAUGUGAACGGCAAAGGAAGGCUCGCUUUUGGUUUUGUCGAGGGCCCGUUAGUGCGAGCGUUGCGCGAAGGCGAUUG
Messenger RNA from Lentinula edodes (shiitake mushroom), 2189 nucleotides. RefSeq lists its product as uncharacterized. Gene Ontology annotation, biological process: rRNA processing; ribosomal large subunit assembly. The coding region runs from base 209 to 2038 and encodes 609 amino acids. Lineage: Eukaryota; Fungi; Basidiomycota; Agaricomycetes; Agaricales; Omphalotaceae. Gene Ontology annotation, cellular component: preribosome, large subunit precursor. The record is from RefSeq and is a predicted model, not a curated record. The transcript is spliced from 3 exons. Gene Ontology annotation, molecular function: ATP binding; ATP hydrolysis activity.